This is a messenger RNA of Drosophila elegans, 3860 nucleotides long. Its product is annotated as cyclin-dependent kinase 12. NCBI's taxonomy places the organism in Eukaryota, Metazoa, Arthropoda, Insecta, Diptera, Drosophilidae. The record is from RefSeq and is a predicted model, not a curated record. The transcript is spliced from 6 exons. The coding region runs from base 450 to 2720 and encodes 756 amino acids.
GCUCGUGUGCAGACGUCUCGCACAGCUGGCAAAAUCGAGUGAAUAAUCAACUGCCUGCGGGAACAGGUGAAAACCUGUGAAAAUUAAUCACAUUCUCGAUUAGCUAUCACCCCGGAGUCCAUUGACUGGUGAGGCAGCUUUAAGCCAGAAUGCUGGCCACACAGUUCAAGAGCCAGCGAUGACAUUUUGUUGGCUGUCCUACACUCCAAGUCGCGAAAAUAUAUGCACACGCCAGUAUACAUACAGAUACAGACGGAGCGAAGGCAAAUCUGCUUUUAGGUCACACAAAAGGCUCUCCCAGCAGCAGCAUUAAAGCAAAAGCAACAACCAACAGCAACAGAAACAUUGACUUCGACGGGAGCAGCCAAGGAAUUCCAAGAAACGAGCCACCAAAGCCAAAACUGAUGACCACCGUUUUGGGCCAAAGGAAUUGAGGAGGAGUCAUCGCGAUGCCAUCCCGUCGCUCCGGUGGCGGAGGCACCACCAAGCGGAAGCACUCGCUGGGCAACCUGCGGCGGGCACAUCCCGCAUCGGGGGCCACGUGGAACGUGCAGGUGGUGCGGGGCAAGAUGUCCUCGAAGUGCCUGUGGCACGCCUGCCGAGCCCUGAUCCUGGGACUCACGCUGAUGCUCCUGGGCGCGGGCAUGGCCACCCUGGGCUACUAUGCGGAUCACCUGUCGAUGGGAUCGGAGUUGCGAGGCAAUGUCACCGUUCGGGUGAAGAACGACCUAAAGGGCUUCCACCUGAACAACUUCGCGUACGUGGGCCCCAUUGUCAUGGGCUUCGGCGGCUUCAUCGUGGUGGCCUCCUGCGUGAUGACCUUCGAGGCGCGCGACUCCGCCGCCAAGGUCGUUCCAGCCCGAUUGAGGGCCGGCGGAGGCGGCAGCACCAAGAAUCCCUCGAGGAGCAACCAAGGCAGCUCCGCUUCACAGCGACGCGGGAUGGGUGCCCAGUACCAGUCAAGUCGUUGGGAUCAGCACUUCGGGGUGUUCCGCUCCUCGCCGGGGGAUCCCCACCAGCAGCCGCAGAGCGCCCUCAUUUCGGCCACGCAUCCGCAUCCGCAUGCACAUCCGCACAUCCAGCAGCAGCAGCAGCCGUUCGACCGCGAGGCCCUCACCGCCGAACUGGUGAAGUUCUCCAGGUCACUCAGUGCAUCCAAUCGCUUUUAUCCCCGGUGGCGCCGCCUUUCGGGGGCUGGCUCCGCUCCGGAUUUGUCCGGAUCCGGAUCUCAUGUUCAUGCCAACACCACCACCACCACCACCACCGACUCCACCACCAACACCACAAACCACUGCACCACUACUAAUUACUGCAAUUUGCUCUCACUGAACCGCUUGUCGCCGCUGGAAUGGGAAUUGCAUUGCUCGCACCGCCGGCAUCGUCGUCACCACCAUCGCCACUCGAACCACUCGCACCACACGAAUCACCACUCGAAUCACCACCAAAAAUCCUCAAGCAGCAGUGUGCGACGAGUGCGUCAAGUGCGUCCCGGUUCGGGAUCGAAUUCCAAUCCCUCGGGAGGAGGAGGAGGAGGAGCAGGAGGAGCUGGCUCCUCGUCGUCGGCCCGCAUCAUUAGCAACUCCUCCAGCCUCAUCCAGAGGGCCACCAGAGAGUGCUCCCUGCUCCAGCCGCCGGCCGCGAGUCGCGUCUACUGGCAGGCCUCCUCCUUCGACGGGGGCAGCCAUCCGCCGCCCGGAUCGGGCAUCAGUUCCGGGGCGGAGAGGCGCAGUGAGCGGAACAAGCGAUCGGACACCGCCAAGAGGCAUGUCCUCGCUCGCCAGAGACCCAUCGAACAGGAGGAGGCUCGCGAUCACAGUCGAAGUCCUCUGGGACACAGGAGAAACUCGACCAUGUCGGACUCCUCGUAUAGCGGCCGCUGGACGGCUCGCUGUGCGUCCAUCGCCAGUCGAACAUCUAGUAUCGAAUCCCGGCGUGUCCAAGUGGAUCUCCAUAGUCCCGAGGUGAUGCCGAAAUCGAUACUGCGAUCGCCCAAGCGAUACAGUUCCGGGCCCUCAGCCACGCCCUCCGUGGAGAAAGAGUUUCGUAGCCAGUUGUCUGUGUGCUCGGAGCCACCGCCGCCGGUGCGUCAGUUGUCGGGUCAGUCCAGCAUGGAGCCGGCUGUGCCCGAGGAGAGUCUGGACCAGUCUGAGGAGCAGGAGACGACGACCUCGCAGCCCAAGACGUCCUACGAGGAGAUCACCGAGCUGCAGCACCACACGAGCACUUUGCCGCCGAAGAAGGUGCGUCCUGGUUUCCUACCCCUCGCCCGCAGCGAGCAGGACGAACAGGAUCAGAGGCCGGUGGCGGCGCCGCUCUACAGGAGCAACAGUUCCAGGCAGUUCUACAGACCCAAGAAGGAGGUGCCCAACGAGCGGGAUGACUCCGUGUUCUACAUACGAUCCAUGGAGCGGGGAUUGGCCGGCAAUGGUGGCAGUGCCAGUGCGGAUGAGCAGAUGUACGACUCCCUGAGGGUGAUUAACGAGAGGAGGACCACUCUGCUGAAGGCCGACUCACAGAGCUCGCUGGGAUCGGCGGAACGAAAGCUGAGCAGCUUUUCCCUCAAAAUGCCCGAGAUUACGGAGCGUGAGAACUCGAUUGAGAUCGAAAUGGAUGCGGACGAACCGCCGUUACGUGCUCCUCCUCCACCGCCACCUCCGAUUCCGCCUUCUUCGCCACCGCCUCCUCCAUCGACAGCCAAAAUCCUGAACGAGGAUUCCUAGGAUCCAACGAGUUGAAACUUCACUUCAUAGCGUUUAACCAGCAGCCAUCGACAAUUACUUUAGCAACUUGAUUGAUGUUUGUAUAUGUAUUUUUGUGCGUGUGCGUGUCGUUUAUUUUUAUAACCCCUAGAUCGUACCUAGAUAAGUGUUAUAUAUAUACUACAUAUAUUACAUAAACCAGCAAUAAUAUCUGUGUUGCCUCGGGCCUAAGCAAUGAGCUAAAGAAUCUUCAACGAUGUCUAUUAACUUGAAUUACUGAUGUUACUGUACAAAUAACUGCAGUUGCGAUGCGAUAGAAUGUUAUUUUACUGAAUUUUCUAUUGUAUUGCGCUAUAAUUCCCAACUGGUUAAGCAGCAAAAAAAAUGUAUUUUUGAAGUUAUACAGUGUUACUUUUCUAUACAGUUUUUUUUUAAAAAUUUUUAUUAAGUUUUCUAAACUAAUGUUUUAUUAUUUAUAUGAUAUUUAUUACGGUUUAUUAUAAUUUUUAAAGUUAUUUCAUUUAAGAAUGAUUUCCAAUCGUUUCGAUCGCAGCUGUGAGCACUAGUCUUCCUAUUGUUAGAAUAUGAGAUAUAUCACGUUAUUACUGGGCCUAUAACUUGGGCCAAUAAGUUCUUAUGGGUGUAUCGUUGUUAUCAAUACUAUUUAUCGGUUACUGUUAAUGCUAUUCUCAAAGAGGAAACGUAGUCACAACGAUCUAAGUACGAGGGCGAGAGGACAAAUAAAAGCCAUACUUGUGCAUACCCUGUAAAAAGUACAAUCAGCUUAUAGUAAAGACUGAUUAGGCAACUUGAUUUACUGAAUUGGUCAACAGCGAAAAUGGAAAAUAUGUCAAUGAAAAGCAAUCGGAACACAGAUUAAGUUCGAUACACAUAAUUAGUUUUACGCUCUCAGUGUUAAUCCCCACAUUAAAAGGUACCUAUACGAUUAUAUAUCUGAGUGUUUAUUUGUAAGCCAAGCAAUUACAUCGUUUCUUGUUCCAUAAGUGUUGAUAAUCCCACAUAAGCCCACAAAUCAAAACGAUGGAGAUAGUUUAAAUGGCAAGCCGAAAUCGAAACCCUGUUGAUGUGCAGCGAAUUUUGUAAUAAUGUUCAUUGCAUGAUUAAUAUUGCAUAAAUAAAAUCAAACAAUGUGUGUCUAAA